CGUACCUAGCUAGGUAAGGCGUCAAAUGUGAUGUGAUGCAAUGCCGGGAAGCUCACGGGGCGAGCAUUUAACCAACAUGGGAUGAUGGGACGAUAUGGGGGCUCAACUUGACUCAAAGAAGCUUGUGUGGCACCUCCACCUUUAAAAAUCCCUAUCCCCUCUUGACUUUUUGCCGCUCAGUUCUUGCCGUCGGGACAGGGCCUGGCAAACAAGGACCCCCAGGUGGGGGGUGGACACGACAGGCGGCGGCUCCUGUGCGAUCCGGCGAUCCGACGACGCUCAAACGCGAGCCUGCAUCGAAAUGGGGCGUAAACCCACGAAAGCCCGCCCUUCCGGUCGUUGCGUUUUGUCCCGCGCGCGGACCGCUCGCAGGCGCUUGGUCCCGAUCCCAAAACGACCCUCAAAGCCCAAGAUUGGGGGAGCCGCGCCCCCACCACCAUCCCAUCUCGAGCUGCUGCUAGGGGCCGCCCUCGCAUACCCGCGCAGGGGAGGCUCCGCUCUUGUUUCUCAGUCCACCCCCGGCUCUUGGGGGUGCUUGACAGGUGCACCGAGACUCGUGAUUUUCAUAAAUGUGAGCUUUGUCCCGUCUUGAGCUCUAGGAUCCGAUCCUUUGCUCGUCUCUUCUUACGCAGGCAAGCCCGUUUCUUCACUUCACUUCUUCGACACCUGCCUAUUCCCCGUAGCAGGUUUCCUUUUUUUCCCAAACAUCAGUGCCGGUCACUCUUUUUAUCGCCUCUUCUUUCUCUUCUUCAGCCGGACCUUUGUCGCCCAACCCUUUGUUUCUUCUUUCCGUCCUCGUGACACCGACACAUACACAACCGCCAAGAUGUGGACUAAGCUUGCUGUCUUCUCCUUCCUGGCCGCGCAGGUUUCCGCGCACGGAAACUUGACCUCGCCCGCCGCAAGGCUCCCCGGGCCGGCCAUGGCCAGGGCCUGCGGUCAGGCCGCCGUCAGCACCGUCCUCGCCGACGGCACCACCCCGAUCGAGAACCUGGGAACCGUGCCUGCGACUUGCAACCCAUUCCUCUGCCGCGGCGCGCAGUUCGACGACAACAAGGCGCGCGUGCAGACCUUCGCGCCGGGUCAGGUCAUCAAGAUGACGGCCAUCCUGCCCAUUCCGCACGAAGGGCCUUGCAACGUCUCGGUCGUCGAGACGGCCACCAACAGGGUCCUGGGCCAGCCCCUCAUCGUCUUCGACACGUACGCCGACGAGAGCCUGGCGGUGCUGCCCGCCAACAACACGGCCUUUGACGUCACCUUCCCCGCCGACCUGCCCGCCGGCAAGUGCGCCGUUGCCGGCCAGUGCGUCCUGCAGUGGUUCUGGUUCGGCACCGGCGCCAAGCAGACGUACGAGAGCUGCGUCGACUUUGUCGUCGGCGCCGCCGGUGCCGGUGCCGGCGCCCCGGCCGCUGCCCCGGCCGGGGCUGGCAGGCUUAGGGCCAAGGCCCGCGGCUGGGCCUGGUAGAUAUGUGGGAUUUAAUGUUGUUAGUCUGGAUAUGAAGAUAAAGCAUCGAAAUACAAAUGGGCAUGGCGUUCAUGGGAGGCUGUUUUUUUAACGCUGAUUAUGGGACAUAGCAUGCAAGAGCAGUUACCAAGUGUAAUUCCAACAGAUAGAACAUUAACAUGUCUGUUGUGGACUUUAUGCG
This is a messenger RNA of Gaeumannomyces tritici R3-111a-1, 1646 nucleotides long. RefSeq lists its product as hypothetical. NCBI's taxonomy places the organism in Eukaryota, Fungi, Ascomycota, Sordariomycetes, Magnaporthales, Magnaporthaceae. The coding region runs from base 827 to 1465 and encodes 212 amino acids. The transcript has 2 exons. The record is from RefSeq and is a predicted model, not a curated record.